This is a messenger RNA of Cuscuta campestris, 1681 nucleotides long. NCBI's taxonomy places the organism in Eukaryota, Viridiplantae, Streptophyta, Magnoliopsida, Solanales, Convolvulaceae. The record is from the annotation of a GenBank genome assembly.
AGAUUACCUCAAGAAAGACAACUUUAUUGGUAAAGGAGGUGCGGGUAUAAUCUACAACGGACUUAUGCCUAACGGUGAACAAGUUGCUGUGAAUAGGUUUCCAGCAAUGAGCCAUGGAUUCACAUGAUCACGGGUUCAAUGCAGAAUUACAGACUCUUGGGAGGAUCUGGCACAGACACAUUGUCAAAUUAUUAGAUUUCUGUUCAAACUAUGAGACAAAUCCUUUGGUUUAUGAGUACAUGCCAAAUGGGAUUUAACUGAAAUGAUCCAUGGCAAAAAAGGUGGGCAUUCACAUUAGGACACAAGGCAUCUUAUAUUGCCUCUUUGGGUUUCGCCUGUGCACAAUCCAAUGCUUAUUUGGGUAUCAUGUGAUUUCCAAAUCCUUAAUUUUGGAGUUAGUUUAAUUGGAAUUUUGGGUUUGGUUUCUUUUGCAUCUAUUGCAAAAAAAAGAAUAUUUGAUAUUUAGUUUCAUGAUUUGGUGUUGGAGUACCUUGCUCACAUAUUGCUACAACUUUAUUUUAAAUUCUUUCUACAGAUGAUCUUUCUUGGUAAGCGGUCUUUUAAGUUAUGGAUUCACAUGAGUUUUGAUGACACUGGCUUUUGUAGAAGUUUACAGAUCCGCUUUGGCUAUCACAUCUCCACCGAGAUCACGAGGACAAACGUGUUGGAAUCCCUCUCCUUAAGCUCUGGUUCAUCUCCUGGUUGUCACGAUCUGUUUGGCGUUGAAGAUCUCCUCCUUCAUGUAGAUCGUGACCUUCUUCACGCAUGGGAAGCUCCGGGACGCGACAGGAACGCUCUACAUCAGCAUAUAUUCUGUAUUUUCCCUCUCAAUCGCUCCAAUGAGGCCGUUGACAGUGCUACUGUCUUGCCAAAACCAGUGGCAGCAACCACUUCUCCUCUCUCGGACCGGGCAGAUCUUGAUUGUGGGAGUAAGGAGACAGCCCACAAUAAACCCACUGCCAUUCCCGUGACAGUUGUGGCAGAGGGUGUUCCUGAAACCAGCCGGAAAAAGAAGGGUCAGGGCAAACUUCCUGCCGUGACUAAGGCAGUAGCCCAGACCACCAGAUUUGAACAACCGUCCUUGACUUAUCAGAAUGAUACACUUGGAGAUGCCGGAGCCCAAACAGCACCCACUCCCACGCCAUUCGCAGCGUCUAAGGCGCCAGUUUCGGAGGCUAAGCAAAGGGGCGAAAGCAAGGGUAAACCGUCGGGUAAAGCAACACCUAAAGACGCACCCAAGCCAGAGAAACCACUAUUCCAGGGGGUGAAGGGUCCCAAGAACACAAGCUUGCAGGAGACAACAAUACAAGAAGAAAAUGAAGAAAGGGAAGACAUACUCGUUGCAAGGGUGGAUAAUGCUGAGUUUAUAUCAGCUGCAAGUGGGUUAGGCUAUGGUUGUGACAAGGCCCUUGAAAGGGGAUAUAUAGGUGCUAAAAAGGGGACUGAACUAUUUGUAAUGAAGGGGAUCAGAGAUACUGACUCAGGAAAGUAACUGAUGCACCCUAAUCAAGAGAGCAAACAGAUCUUGACAGUCACAAAGCAAAGAGUAUAUGGUUACAGAGCCUCAGACCUCUCUUCUUCUUUUUGAAGAGCUUCCACGCCCGUAACAAAAUCAACCACACAAUAUUAAAUAAUUUUUGAAGAUUACUUUACAAAAUUGAAAUGAAAAAACUGAAAUAUA